Molecule: messenger RNA, 3255 nt
Organism: Penicillium antarcticum
Lineage: Eukaryota; Fungi; Ascomycota; Eurotiomycetes; Eurotiales; Aspergillaceae
Product: ATP-dependent 3'-5' DNA helicase
Exons: 2
Coding region: 1-3255 (1084 amino acids)
Molecular function (GO): ATP binding; nucleic acid binding
Source: RefSeq, a predicted model, not a curated record
AUGGCAGGAUCGACACCAAACCAAUCCUCAGUAUCAACACUGAAACGGAAACGAAAUCAUGAACCAAGCGGUCAAACAGAGUCCGCUGAAUCUCCACCCUACGACGCGUCGCCUCUAGAUCCUGCUCUCCUAGAUCCUGCCCUCAGAACGCCCGCGAGUACUAACAGGCCAGAGACAAACACAGAGGAACCCGACACCGCAAAACAACCAGCUAUCAAAAAACUUACCAAGAAAAAGAAAGCCACCUCUAAUGCUGCCUCGAAAGCGCCACAGCGAACCCCAUCCGGGCCCCUGCCAGAUGCCUUCAAGCGCAUUUCACACAUCCACCGCGCCUUGAAUUUGGUAUAUACAUUUUGCUGCACACGCAAACAUUUCGCAACCACUUUCGACAACAUAAAGAAGGCAGUACAAUCCCAACUUGGUCAAGAACGGGAACUCACAAUUGAAGAUGUUGCGCGCGUCAAAGUCCUCGUUCCCCAAGCUGUCCGAUUUGAGUAUGUGGAUGAGGCGAAACUUGAAGUCAUGACUGCUGGUGAUCAGGAAAUAGCUCAAUAUGGUUUGCACAAACGAUCGACUCUAGCAACUUCAGCAGACAUGGCUACGACUGAAGACAACGAUGGCGACUUUUACGGCUCAGAUGGCACCAGACAUAUUUUGUUGUUCGAAUUUAUGGACGGUGAUCUGAAGCGAGAAGUCCGGCACCCGAAGACCGGAGAGCCUACUAAGCCCUCGCGUCGCAUGAAAGACGAGGAUCUCAAAAUGCCCGUCUAUAGCCAAAAGCAGAUGCUGGGUCUGAUUGAGAAGCGCAAUAUCAAAUUCUCAGAUGCCCUUAAUACAUUCUUGGUUCAAUGCCAGGAUGAUAACACAGACCCUGUUGAGUCUCUUGAAAAAGAGAAGGAUACUUUUCUGCCCACGCCUCCAGGCAGUGGGUCGAAUACACCUGCGGUUGUAGCCAAAGCACCGGCAACCAUCCCAAAGGAGCGCAAGUCCAUCGAGGAAAUCAUCGCGGAAAUUCGGGAGAUGCAAUGGUAUCAUGCCCAGAUUGUGCCUGAAGGUCAUCGAGUGUUCGAAGCCCAGUCGCCUGUCUUCGGGGAUUUGACGUUCCAGCUCUCACAAGACAUGGUCAAUGCUCUUUACAACACAAAAGGCAUUACGCAGCUAUACUCUCACCAAACAGAGGCAAUUAAUCACUUGUACGAGGGUCACAAUGUGAUUAUAUCGACCUCGACAAGCUCUGGAAAGUCCCUCAUCUAUCAAGUACCGAUGCUUCACGAGCUAGAAAAGGAUCCUGAAAGCAGAGGAAUGUACAUAUUCCCUACCAAAGCUCUAGCACAAGAUCAGCGACGCAGCAUGAUAGAUCUUUUGCAGUAUAUGAACGAGUUACAGCAUACGAUGGUCGAAACAUUUGACGGAGAUACGCCAAUGUCGAGUCGGAACUUGAUCCGUGAUGAAGCCCGGAUUAUUUUCACUAAUCCUGACAUGCUGCAUAUCACGAUAUUACCACAAGAAAGUGCCUGGCGGGCUUUUCUGAAGAACCUGAAGUUUGUCGUUGUUGAUGAGCUCCACGUUUACAAUGGGUUAUUUGGAUCCCAUGUUGCCUUUGUCAUGCGGCGGCUCCGCAGAAUUUGUGCUGCUGUGGGCAAUCGUCAUGUCAAGUUUAUAUCUUGCUCUGCUACUGUUGCAAAUCCCGAAGAUCACAUGAAGUCCAUCUUUGGGGUGCAGGAUGUGAAACUGAUAGACUUUGACGGUUCUCCUUCUGGCCGCAAGGAAUUUGUUUGCUGGAACACUCCAUUCAAAGACCCUACAGAUCCUACUUCUGGACGUGGUGAUACUGUGUCUGAGACGGCAAGGCUAUUUUGCCAGCUAAUUCUCAGGGGCGUGAGGGUAAUUGCUUUUUGUCGCAUCAGACAGCUCUGCGAGGUGCUUCUAAAAGCCGUUCGAGCCGAAUUUGACAGCCUCGAACGAACAGAGGUGGGCAAGCUCGUUAUGGGUUACCGAGGCGGGUAUAGCCCUCAAGAUCGACGCCAAAUUGAGAAGGAAAUGUUCGAGGGCAGAUUGAUGGGAAUCGUGGCAACCAGCGCUCUGGAACUGGGUGUUGAUAUUGGAUCACUGGAUGCAGUCAUCACCAUGGGAUUCCCCUACUCUAUCUCCAAUUUGCGUCAACAAAGUGGUCGAGCCGGACGACGCAACAAGGAUUCCCUCUCAGUCCUGAUCGGGGACCGAUAUCCGACUGAUCAGCACUACAUGCAAAACCCAGACGAGAUAUUCACAAAACCGAACUGCGAGCUACAAAUCGACCUAGCCAACGAACUUAUCCUCGAAGGUCACGUCCAAUGUGCAGCCUUUGAGAUGCCCAUCUGCCCAGAAGAAGACAGCAUCUACUUCGGCGACCAACUCCUCGCUCUCGCCCCAACCCGCCUCAUAAAAGACUCAAUGGGAUUCUUCCACUGCAACGAACGCUUCCGCCCCCAGCCCUCCCGCUGCGUCUCAAUUCGCGAUACAGAAGACCAGCAUUUCGCCGUAAUAGACACAACAAACAACCGCAACAUUGUCCUAGAAGAAGUCGAAGCCUCGCGCGCCUUCUUCACAAUCUACGAAGGAGGCAUCUUUCUACACCAGGGCCAAACCUACCUAGUCAAAGAACUAAAUCCAGACAGCCGCUUUGCACGCGUGGUCCGCGUACACGUUGACUGGAGCACAAUGCAACGAGACUACACAGACAUCGACCCAAUAGAAACAGAAGCAAUGCGUGCCGUCGGCACAGACCCAUCAUCCUCACGCGCAUUCUUCGGCGCAAUUCAAAUCCACGCCGUCGUCUAUGGUUUUUUUAAAAUCGACAAACGGGGCCGUGUUCUCGAUGCUGUGGCUGUUGAUAACCCGCCUAUCGACCUCCUCACCAAGGGCAUGUGGCUCGAUGUGCCCACGCGCGCUAUUGAUAUACUUCAGUCUCACAGGUUGAAUGUCGCGGCUGCAAUCCACGCGGCUGAACAUGCUGUCCUUUCCCUCCUACCCUCGUUCGUCGUCUCAUCACCCGGCGACGUCCGCACAGAAUGCAAAAUCGCAAAGAAGGAACUUGGCAAACCACUCCGCCGUGCGAAUGUCCCCGAUGAAUAUGAACAGAAGCUACAACCGCCUUCGCGGCAGAGGCCUGCUCGUCUUACGUUCUAUGAUGCAAAAGGUGGAUCGUGUGGAUCUGGAAUUGCGAUCAUGGCCGAGGAAAAUGUCUUCGGGGUUGGGGAGAGUGAGUGUGAGUGA